This is a messenger RNA of Oreochromis aureus, 1042 nucleotides long. RefSeq lists its product as uncharacterized. The transcript has 2 exons. The record is from RefSeq and is a predicted model, not a curated record. Gene Ontology annotation, biological process: cell communication. Lineage: Eukaryota; Metazoa; Chordata; Actinopteri; Cichliformes; Cichlidae. Bases 59 to 763 code for a protein of 234 amino acids. Gene Ontology annotation, cellular component: connexin complex.
CAAAGCCACAGUGAUUGUGUUCCAUUAGUGGGCUGUGACCCUGCAAGGAACAGUGACAAUGGCAGCAAUAGUAACGGGCCUCAUCCCAAUCCUGAGGACGGCGGUGGAUGCCACCGCCACCUACAAGUGCCGCUCCCUGUGGUUCGGCCUGCUGUGCAUCCGACUUGUGGUCCUCUUCUUUGCCGAGCUGCCAUUCAGCAAACUGGAUACUGACUUCACCUGCAACAGCAGCACUCCCGAUGUCUGCACAAAAGCCUGUUUUAAUGAACGAUUCGACAAGCCCAUGAUGGUGGCUUGGAACUUCAUGUUUGUCGUGGUUGUCAUCUCUGUCCUGCUCAUGGAGUUGUUCACGUCCCACCUCCGCACAAUGGCGCAGAAGAGGAGCUUCAGGAUGAAGGCGGAUGAGAAGCCGGAGGCUCAGGGGACAGAGGAAGCUCAGAUGGUGGCGACGGCGGAAGGCAGGGGCAAGAUGAUCAUAGAUCUCCACAAAGACAGGGGCACCGUAGGCUUCUACCUGCUCAGCAUAGCUCUGCGGAUUCUGGUUGAAGCCUGCUUUUUAUUUUUGCUGCUUUAUUGGAACCUCCACGCGCUCCGUGAUGAACACACGUGUACAAGAGAAGGCUGCAAAUAUGUUUGCAUUUUGAGGGCUGCCCCGGAGAAGCGCAUGUCUAUUUAUGCUUUAGCUUCUAUCUCAGGCAUGAUCAUUGCUUGCUCAGUUUUGUUUUGCAUUUACUCCAUUGUCCACUACCUCUGCAACGCUUAAAUAUCAGACUCCAUGCGUAUAUUCUGUGGGUAUGAAAUGUGCAUGCUUACAUAGAAGACACAAAAUUAACAGGCUAUCUCUAUAAACAGAGCUAUAUGGUUAUAAUUAGGAAUAUUAUACAUAUAUUGUACUACUGAAAUAAAAAUCUCAAAAACUGCUUUGUUGCAUCAUUAUGUUAACUUUUGUUUUUUAAAAAAAAUAUGUGCUAUGAGAUAUAUUUUGCUGACAUAAAGGAUCUGGGUGUUGGCUUCAUGGUGGUGUUUCUGAAUCAGGUUUUUA